AUGAGACCUAUUAUGCUAAAGGGGCACGAGCGUUCGCUCACACAAGUCAAGUUCAACAGAGAGGGUGAUUUGAUCUUUUCCUGUGCCAAAGAUAGCGUUGCGUCCGUUUGGUAUUCAAUCAAUGGCGAAAGACUAGGUACUCUAGAAGGUCACCAAGGUACGAUUUGGUCAAUCGAUGUGGACAAAUACACUCAGUACGCCGUUACGGGAUCGGCUGAUUUCAGUAUCAAGUUGUGGAGAGUGCAGGACGGUACCAACGUCUUUACGUGGAAAACCAAGACCCCCGUGAGAAGAGUUGAAUUUUCACCUGACGGUGAUAGAAUAUUAGCCGUUUUGGACGGUGUGAUGGGGUACCCAGGUAGUGUGACCGUCUAUAAAAUCGAGAGAGACUCUGCGACCGGCGAGGUUCUAAAUAUCGAAGAAGAACCAGUUUUCGACAUUUUGACCCGCGAGGGCUUUGACAUUGCGUCGGUGGCGAGCUGGAGUUUCGGAGGGAAUUUUAUCGCCGUUGGGCACAAGGACGGUAAAGUCAGCAAGUACGAGGGGAACACUGGUGAAUACCUUGACUCGCUUGAAUUGCACACGCAAAAUGUCAGCGACAUCCAGUUUUCGCCUGACGGGACAUACUUUAUCACCUCUUCGAGAGAUAGCGUAUCGAACUUGGUCGACGUGGUGACGUUCGACGUGCUCAAGACCUAUGAGGCUGACUGCCCUUUGAACAGCGCUUGCAUCACUCCCCUAAAACAGUUUGUCAUUCUAGGUGGUGGUCAAGACGCCAAAGAUGUGACAACGACGAGUUCGCGUGAGGGUAAGUUCGAGGCUCGUUUUUACCACAAGAUAUUCCAGGACGAAAUUGGCAGAGUCAAGGGCCAUUUUGGUCCUUUGAACUACGUUGCUGUUUCGCCGCAAGGAACUUCUUACGCAUCCGGUGGUGAAGAUGGUUUCGUUCGUUUGCAUCAUUUCGACAAAAGCUACUUCGACUUCAAGUACGACGUCGAGAAGAGCGCCGAGGCUCAAAAGCUCAUGCAGGCCCAGGGGAGCGCGGCCAGCUGA
Molecule: messenger RNA, 1053 nt
Organism: Lachancea mirantina
Lineage: Eukaryota; Fungi; Ascomycota; Saccharomycetes; Saccharomycetales; Saccharomycetaceae
Source: the annotation of a GenBank genome assembly